UGCGUGAUUGAGAUGAGGCGCUGCGCCGCCAGACAACCGGUGGCGGUGGAGUAUCCAGGCACAGGGGACUCCUACAUGGUGCUUAAAUUGCCCAGGGGCGGCAUGGACGAGGGUGAGGUCUACGGCCAAGUCCCGCCCAAUCAGCAGCCGCCACCUGUCCCAGGAGCAAUCCCAGGCCCGCCAGUACCAGCAAUAGGAGGCAACGUAGCAGGGGCAGGCCUAGGGAGUGCCGUAACUGCCGCCGCUGCCGCAGCAGCUGCUGCAGCGGCAGCAGCAGCAGCAGGGGGACAGGGGCCAGUGGCGCUAGGAGCAGGGGUUGGUUCAGGAGGCGGGUAUGCAGUGGAGGAUCUGCCCAAGACAAUUGCGAGGAACCUGAACCAGGGCUCGUGUGUGAUGACCAUGGACUUCCACCCGUACCAGCCCACACUGCUGCUCGGUACACUUUCCCCUCCAGCCCCUUCCCACCUGCCACGUUUUUUCCAUGUCUGUUUUCUUUCGUCUCCUCCUGCUUCCCAUGGGCAGCAACACGGGGGGACGUGGCGAUAUGGGAGGGUGGGGUCACGAGAGAAGGUGGUGGACCGCCCGUUCAAGCUCUGGGACCCCCAGCAGUGCUCGCCGCAGUUCCAGACGCUAUGGAUGAAGGAUCAGACCAUCGCUGUGAAUCGCGUCAUCUGGGAGCCUAACGGGCAACUCUUUGGAGCGGCGUUCUCAAAGCACAUGGUGCACAUCUACACAUACCAGAACCCAAGCAGCAUGGGACAGCACCUCGAGGUGUGGGAGGCGAGCAGUGGGCGCAAGCUGUACACAUUCGAGGGACAUGAGGCUCCCGUCUACUCCGUGUGCCCGCACCACAAGGAGAACAUUCAGUUCAUAUUCUCGACGGCCAUAGACGGCAAGAUCAAGGCGUGGCUGUACGACCACCUGGGGUCGAGAGUGGACUAUGAUGCCCCGGGCAAGUGGUGCAGCACCAUGGGGUACUCGGCUGAUGGCACGCGCCUCUUCUCCUGUGGCACGAGCAAGGAGGGCGAGACGUCACUGGUGGAGUGGAACGAGAGCGAGGGUGCCAUCAAGCGCAGCUACCUGGGUUUCCGCAAGCGCUCGCUGGGCGUCGUGCAGUUUGACACCACGCGCAAACCGCUUCCUUGUCGCCGUCUGCCUCCCUGUGUCUGCCUCUCUGGCGACGAGUACCUGAUCAAGUUCUGGGACAUGGACAACACUGCCGUGCUCUGCACACUAGAUGCCGAUGGUGGCCUGCCAGUGAGUGCUGCGCGCUUCCACUCCACCAGUGAGUGUGCCUCUCUUGUGAGUGAUGCUCCUUUCUUUGUGAGUCUGCCUCCCUGUGUCUGCCUCUCUGGCGACGAGUAUCUGAUCAAGUUCUGGGACAUGGACAACACUGCCAUGCUCUGCACACUAGAUGCCGAUGGUGGCCUGCCAGCGAGUCCGAGAGUGAGGUUCAACAGGGAGGGUUCUCUCUUGGCGGUGACGGCAGCGGACAACUCGGUGAAGAUCCUUGCCAACGACAUGGGCCUGCGCCUCCUGCGCAACCUCGAAGCCGCUGCUGCCACCGCUGCAGCCGCUGCUGCUGCCGCCGCAGCUGCUGCAGCCGCCCAGAGGCCUGUGGACACCAAGUGCAUCCCCUCUCUCUCCUUCCACCUCUCCACCCGUCCUGCUGCCCUCUUUUCCCUCAGUUCCCUUCCCCACUUAUUGGGGCCCCGUUCCCAUUCCCGAACCCUUUCCCUCCCCCAACCCUCCCUCCACGCCCCUGCUCUGCUCACAGCAGAGGCUGCGGGAAGAUUUAUCUGUAGUUGCUUUAAAAAAAAAUCCCCCUUCUCCUCCCCCAUCCUCCCUCUCCCCCAACCCCCCCUCUCCGCCAACCCCCCCUCCACGCCCCUGCUCUGCUCACAUCAGAGGCUGCAGGAGGACGGGCCAGACAAGAAGGGAUGGAAGCUUACUGAGUUCUCGGAGCCCUCACAGGUCCGGGCCGCCCGCCUGCCGGACAGUCUGCCGCCCAGCAAGGUGCUGCGUUUGAUCUACACCAAUUCAGGUGUGGCACUGCUGGCGCUCUCUGCCAAUGCCGUGCACAAGCUGUGGAAGUGGCAGCGCUCCGACCGCAACACCAAAGGACUGGCCACUGCGAGCUCUGUCCCGCAGCUGUGGCAGCCGGCGAGCGGCAUCAUGAUGACGAACGACAUGGGCGAUGUGAGCUCGGAUGACCGGGAGGGAGCGCACCCGGUGGCGUGCAUAGCGCUGUCCAAGAACGACUCGUAUGUUAUGUCCGCCUCGGGGGGCAAGGUCUCGCUCUUCAACAUGCUCACCUUCAAGGUGAUGACGACGUUCAUGGCGCCGCCCCCAGCAGCCACCUUCCUGGCGUUCCACCCACAGGACAACAACAUAAUCGCCAUCGGCAUGGACGAUGCCACCAUCCAGAUCUACAACGUCCGGCUUGACGAGGACAACAACAUCAUCGCCAUCGGCAUGGACGAUGCAACCAUCCAGAUCUACAAUGUGCGCCUCGACGAGGUGAAGAGCAAGCUGAAGGGGCACAGCAAGCGCAUCACAGGGCUUGCCUUCUCCAACGCCCUCAACAGCCUCGUGUCCUCUGGGGCUGACUCGCAGCACCUGCUCUUAUCUCCUGCCAUCCCACUUUCCUUCUCUUCUCCCCCCUCUACCCUUUUUCCCCUGGGCUCCCUCCUCUUCUUCCCCCCUCUUCCCCUUCCCCAGCUGUUCCUCUGGAGCACAGACGGGUGGGAAAGGCGGAAAUCGCGCCCGCUGGCUCUCCCGUCGCGCUCGUCGCCGACGCAGCAGGCGGACACGCGGGUGCAGUUCCACAACGACCAGCAGCGCCUGCUGGUGGUGCACGAGUCGCAGCUCGCCAUCUACGACGCCGCCAAGCUCGACCGCCUGCGCCAGUGGCUGCCCCGCGACCUCGGCCCGCUCUCCGCGCCCAUCACUGCCGCUGCGUAUUCGUGUGACUCCUCGCUCGUGCUUGCUGCAUUCGCGGAUGCGACUGUGUGUGUGUUUGACGGGGAUAGUCUUCGGCCGCGGUGCCGUGUUGCUCCUUCGGCGUAUGCGCCGUCUGUCGGACCGGGUCUUGUGGUGCCAAUGGUGGUCGCAGCUCACCCGCAAGAUCCUAACCAGUUCGCUUUGGGUCUGAGUGACGGUUCAGUGCAUGUGCUAGAGCCUUCUGAUCCUGAUGGCAAGUGGGGCCCACCCCUGCCUGCUGAAAAUGGUUCUGGGGCGGGUGCUAUGUCGACAGGUGGGGGAAGUGGAGCAACGCUCUCUUCAAUUGUUUCCAGUCAUCCCCGCACCACUCACACCGAUAAAAGCCUUUCAUUCCAGCAGGUUGCUUGUAUGGCUGCUGGUGGGGGAGCCCACGAGGCUCUUUUCGCUCGGUUCUGCGGGCCGGACGAACUAGACAGGUUCGAGGGCGAGGCGCGGGAGAAGGCGAUCGCGCGCAGCCGGCGCAGCAGCUGCCUCCCCGACUACAAGGGGGCGCUCGAUGCGUGCCUGGCGCAGGAGGCGCGGCUGGCGCUGCUGGCGCAACGCCAGCAGGGCGCAAGGCAGCCGCGGGCAGAGAGGCAGGAGCGGGGGGAGAGGCAGGAGCAGGUGGAGGAGGAGGAGCAGCGAGAGGAGGAGACGGAGAAGGAAGCAGAGGUGGAGAAAAGGAGAGAGGCGGGUGCGAGUGGGCAGAGCGCCAAGAAGAGGAGAAAGGCAGGGGAGGUAAAUGUGGCUGACGUGGCACGGCCAGCGGUUGACGUUGCAGAGGUUGGGCUGGAGGCGGGAGCGACAGGAGAGGCAGAAGCCACAGGAGCGGCAGGAGCGGCAGGAGAAGCGGGAGAGGCAGGAGCGGCAGGAGAUGCAGGAGAGUCGCUGAUUGCAGAUAAGAAGGAUGCGGGAGGAGCGAUGACGGAAAUGGAGGGAGAGGGCAUGCACGCGGGUGCUGGGGCGGAGGCGGAGGCAGGGGACACGGAGCAAGAGGAACAUGAGGAGAGAGAACGGCCGGACGGAGUGGCAGAGGGACGCGCGGAGGGACGAGCGGAGGGACCAGCGGGAGGAGAGGCAGAGGGAGGAGCAGAGGGAGAUGCAGAGGAAAGAGCAGGACUCGGGCCCCAGGGAGCAUCGUUAGGGACGGAGAGGAUUGGCCCGGGCGAUGGUGAGGCAGAAGCAGGCGGUGGUGCGGUGGCAGGGAAAACGGCCAAGACAGGUGGUACUUUGAGUUAUGGUAGGAGAGGGGGGAAGAAGGGACGAGGGAAGGAGAGCGGCAGAGGGGUGGAGAGUCGAAACACAGGAGAGGAUGUGGCGGCGAGGGUAGGUGCAGCAGCAGUGGAAACAGGAGCUGCAGCUACGGGUGCAGCACUCGUGGGAAGCAGAGCGACAGCAGGAGUGGUGCCAGAAGCAAGCGGAGAUGUGCUGCUGACUCCUCCAGUUGAGGGGGUGCUCUCGACGCCUCCUGGGUUAGAAGUGCUCUCGACCCCUCCUGGAGGGAGGGAGAGGCGGGCAGCUGCGCAACGGGCUGCUGCUGCGCUGGCUGCCACUUCUGGGGGCAAAGGCAGAGCGGGGAGAGGGGAGGGGAAGAAGGGGGAGAAAGAGGAGAAGGGGGAGAAAGGGGAGAAGGGGGAGAAGGCGGGGGAGGAGGGGGAGAAGGGUAAGGUUGGAGGAGGGACAGGAGAGGCAGGGAAGAUGAACAAGGGAAAGAAGGAAAGGAAGGUGGAAAAGGCGGGGAAGGGGAAACAAAAAGGAAAGGUUGAAGCGGCAAGGGCAGGAAGAGCAGUGACAGGAGCAGCAGAUGAAGAGACGGCUGAUGUGAGAGAAGCAGAGGAAACUGCAGGUGGUGACAGAGUUGCGGCAGUGGAGGAGGAGGAGCAGCAGGGGGAGCAAGAGGGGGAGCAGGAGGGGGAGCAGGAGGGGGAGCAGGAGGGGGAGCAGGGGGAGGAGCAGGAGGAGGGUGAAGUAGAGGAGGUGGGGAGAGCAACAGGAAAGGGGGUUAAGGCGAAGAAGGGCGGGGCUGUGGUGGAGCGCAGGAGCACAAGGGCUCGUAAAAGUGAGGAUGGGGGUAUGGCUGAGAGGGUGAGGAGAGGUGCGAAGGGAGGUAUGAAGGGAGGUAUGAAGGGAGGCGCGAAGGGAGGCGCGAAGGUGAGUGAGCGAAGGGCGAGUUUUUUGAGAGGGAAGGGUGCGAAGGGUGAAGUGGUGGAGAGGGAGAAGGGCAGAAAGGAGCGUGAGAGAAGAGCGAGUGUGGCGAGAGGGAAGGGGGAUGGGAGGAGAGGAAGGGGAAAGGGAGGGAAGAAGGAAGAAGAGGAGGAGGAGGGUGCGGAAGAGGAGGAGGCUGGAGAAGAAAUGGAGGUGGAAGAAGGGGAGGUGGGCGAGGGUGAAUUGGAGGGAGGAGAGGACGACGAGGAGGAACGGGUGGAGGAAAGGGAUAAGGAAAGAGGGGAGAGGCGAGCUGAAGUGGAGGGAGAGGAGGGAGAAGGUGGAGAAGAGGAGGAGGACGAGAGUGUGAGAGAAAAUGGCUCAGAGAAGGAGAGUGAGGAGGAGGAGGAGAGUGAGGAGGAAGAAGAGGAGUAUGUACCCAGCUCACAAAAGGGCAAGAGGCCUCGUGCAGAGGGGGGGGAAGUCAAGCAUAAGCAGCAAUCUGUCGCCGCACCUCGUCCCAAACCUGCUCCCAAACCUCCCAAGGCAGCGCUCAAGGCUCUUGCCAAGCCUCGCGGCCAGGCUCGGUCCACCGCUGCUGCUGCUGCCGCUGCUGCUGGGGCUUUCAUUGUAGAGGGUAGACCCACCGUUGCAGCACCCAAGGGAAGGAAAGCGGAGAAGCGAAGGAAAGGGAAGGAGUUGGAGGGGGAGAGAGAGGCGCAGGCGGAUGGUGGGGAGCAUGGGGUGGAAGGAGAAGAGGAGGGUGUGGGGGCAGGGCGGGAGGAGGGGCAGCGGAAGGGAGCAGGCAAGCAGAGGCAGCAGGCAGGGGCGGAGGUGCCAAGGGUCCAGGCGGGCAGUGCAGAGGACGUGGAGGAAGCAGCGUUCCGGUGGAUGGAGGGGUAUGAGUUCAACCGCACUCAUGCCACAGCCCAGCUGCUCAAGCUGCUCUUCCAGGCGUGUGGGGUGCAGGUGGUGAUGGGAGACGAUGCCAUCAUGUCAGAGGGAGUCGGUGUGGACGACGUCGUGCAAACCCUCGUCGACUCCGCCCGCCAGGUCGCCCUGCUCGACCAUCUGCACCGCACUCCACCGCACCACAGCCACCACCACUCCACUGCCAACGACGGCAAGGGCAGCAAGGGUGGCAGUGGCAAGGGUGGCGAUGGGGCAUCGUUCCGCACGUCAUUGCUGCUGUUCUGGGAUGCGCUGGUGGUGGCGGGGGGGCGGGAAGGUUCUCUCUUUGACUCCCAGCUCCUGCCCACGCUUCUUGACUACCUCGUUGCCCUCUCCUCGUACGUUCCCUCCCCCGUUGCUUUCUGCUUGUGCAUCUCCUCCCUCUGCCUCUUUCUGCGCAUCCCUGGUUUUUGCUGCUCUGCUCUUCGUUUCCGUCUUCGUGUGUAUAACGUCAGCCCGCCGCCCAUUGUGUGUCUCUACCUCUCCUCCUUGUCUCCAGUUCCUCAUUCUCACCUUUGCCCUCCUCCCCUCGCAUAUUCCGCCACGUGGCAACACUCGUGGUGCUGCAGCUCAUUUCGUCCAUCAUCGCUUCCGUGCUCUCCUCGUCCCUCCUCUCCUCAUAUUGCGUCCGCGUCCCCCUCUCUUCCCCUUAUUCCCCCCAGCUCCUCCCCCCGCAUAUUCCGCCACGUGGCAACACUCGUGGCACUGCAGCUCAUCUCCUCCAUCAUCACCGUCGCUUCCGUGCUCUCCGAAUCGCAAUCCACGGCUCAGAGGCAGCUGCAGGCCGCGAUCCGACGGUCGGAAGAGCAGGAGCAGCAGGCGACAAGAGCAGGGGCGGAAAGCCGAGGAACAGGAGUGAGGAGGAGCAAGAGGAAGGGGUCUACUGGGGGAGGUGGGGAAGGACGAGGGGAUGGGGACGCCGGGGAAGCGGCAGGACUGGGGGAUGGGUCUGAGGGGGCAGGUGGGGGAGGUGGAAGCGGAGGGGCGAGCAGGCGGGCAGCGGUGGAGCUGCAAGCGAAGGUGGAUGCGAUUCAUGGGCAGGUGGCCAUGCUGGAAGGGGUCAUGCGGCGAGGGUUCACUGGCAUCAUCACGCAUCGCCAUCGGGACAUCGAUCCGGCCAUCAGAGCAGCGUGUGUGGCGGCGCUGGGCCAGUGGGUGACGCGCUACCCGUCGCUCUUCCUCGAUGAUGUCUUCCUCAAGUACCUCGGCUUCUCGCUCAAUGACAAGGUGGGCGGUGGGUGCUGUGCAAAGCUGGUAAGGUACGUGCGGUGCGGCAGUAGGGUGCUCGCAUGCUCACACCCCUCGCUCUUCCUGGGUGAUGUCUACCUCAAGUACCUCCGCUUCUCGCUCAACGACAAGGUGAGAGCUCUGCAGGAUGAGAGCUCUGUGGCAUCCGUCCGCCUCACGGCCCUGUCAGCGCUCCAGUCGCUCUACGCCAGCGAGGACAAUCUGCCGGCGCUCGGCGUCUUUUCGGAGCGCUUCGUGCCACGUGUGCAGCAGAUGGUGGAUGACGUGGAUGCUGACGUGGCAGUGGCUGCUGUCUCGUUGGUCCAGCUGCUCGCCAGCAACGACACCCUCCCACACAACCGUGCCAUGUCUCUCCUCUCUGAUCUCCUCACGGACGACUGCCUGCCGCUCAGACUCCACUCCUGUCCUCAUCUCCCCAUUCUUCCCUUCCCCCCCCCCCCUUCUCCUUACUCUUUCUCCCCUGCUGUGUUCCCUCCCAGCAACGACACCCUCCCACACAACCGUGCCGUCGCUCUCCUCUCUGAUCGCCUCACGGACGACUGCCUGCCGCUCAGACUCGCCGCCUGCAACGUCCUCUUCCUCCUCCUCCUCGCCUCCUCCCCCAGCCCUGCCUCUCCUGCUGCUGCUGAAGCCGCUGCAUCCGAAGCAGGCCCGAGGAAAGGCAAGGGGGGAGGCAAGAGGGUGGAUGAGAGGGGAGGGAAGGGUGGGGAGGCGGAGGAGGGUGCAGGGAGGCAGGUGGUGGUGGUGGUGCGAAUGCUGCAGACGUGUGGGGAUGCGGUGCAGGCUGGGUACGUGGUGGAUGCGCUGUGGGAGCGAGUACCGGCCCUCAUGGCGUGUCGCUAUGUGAUUGGCUCGCUGCAUGUGAAUGCUACUGCAUGCGAAUGCUCUUUCAUUCCCUUCCAUCCCUCCCAUCAGGACUUGAAGUCAAUUGGGAAGUUGCUACUGCAGUCAGACACCCAAGCCACGCCCCUCUCCCCCUCCUCCCAGCCGCUCUCCCCCACUCCUCCCUCCUCCUCCACCCCCUCGUUCCCCUCAUCGCCUCCUCCUCCCGAAGCCGACACGCCCACCCUCGCCCUCCUCCUCUCCCUCGCUGCUCGCAAGACCGUGGGAUUGCCGAUUGUGCCGCGGAGUGCAGCGGAGGUGAAGAGAAAGGCGCCUGUUGCACUGUCCAAGGCCAAAAAGGAGUGCUGCAAACGUGAAGAGAAAGGGCUUGUUGCUGCAGUGUCCAAGGCCAGGAAGGAGCGCCGGGCAGCAGCGGUGAUGGAGAUGACAGGGGCGCUGCUGAAGGAGCGCCAGGUAGAAGGGGUGACGGAGAUGACAGGGGCGCUGCUGAAGGAUCGGCAAGCAGCAGUGGUGGCGGAGAUGACAGGGGCGCUCGUGAAGGUGCUUCCGCCAAUGAUGAGGCGCCACGUGGCGGAUGAGCGCGUGCUGCUGCGGCUGCUGGAAACAGCAGAGUGUCUUGACGUGGGGUCGCUGGCGCAUAGGCAGCAGCAGGAGGUGGGUGGGGAGAUGAUUGCAUUGACGCGUCUGGAGGUGGGGAACCUUGCAGACCAGCAGCAGCUGGGGGGGGUGAGUGGAGUGGGGAAGGCUGGACUCUACGUGUGUCAGCUUAAGGUGACUUUUGAGUCGACUCAAAAGUCACUUAAGUUGGUGUCAGGUGCUCUGGUGGCAGGGGACUGCAGCCGGCUUUUGCUGUGGUUCUCAAAGGUGUUUUAUUGGCAGAGGACCGCAGCAGGAAAUGAGUGGAUGAAAACCCUUUUUUCUUCCUUACCACACCCACCCAUGCACGCAUGUUUCAACGUUUCCAUGCUCACCCAUGCACGCAUGUUUCAACGCCUCCAUGCUCACCCAUGCACGCAUGUUUCAUGCAGUGUAAAAGGAACCUGUUUCCCGUUGUUCCAAAAAGAAACCCUCCCUCUCUCUCUCUCUCUCUCUCUCUCUCUCUCUCUCUCUCUCUCUCUCUCUCUCUCUCUCUCUCUCUCUCUCUCUCUCUCUCUCUCAAUUUCUGGUUUUGUGGUUACCACCAUCCACCAGCCUCUCCUCGCGAUCCUCUCGGCGGCGCGUGACAGCCUGGCGCGCCACGUCAGCACGGCGGUGAUGGCGGCAGCGACACGUGUGCUACUGCGGUGCAUGUGGCGUGCUCAGGGAGACAUGCGCGAGCAGGCGGAGGAGGCAGUGAGGGGCGCCGUGCGCAGUGUGGUGGUGGGGCGAGUGAGGGAAGAAGCACUCACAGCUCUGGAGGCCACGUCAGGCACCCCUGCAGCUGACGUGGACACCUUUUCUCUCUCGGUGGCUGCUACUCGCCUCGCUGUCUUCCUCCUGCAAGCGGACCCUACCCCCUUCCUCCCCGCCCCCGCUGCUGCCGCUGGUGGCACUGAUUCAGCUGCUGCUGCAGAUGGGAUGCAACCACUGGACCUGUUUGCUCUGCUCCUUCGGUUGCUGGAGAAAUUUCCUCCUUAUAAGCACCCUCAGCUGGCAUCGCCAGUGCUUCGCUCGCUGGUGCUGCUGCUCGUGUGGGGCUUUAAGAAACUCGUCACUGCAGUGGGCAAAAAGGGGACGGCAGGUGAUGGGGCAGACGCGGCAGGGAGAGACGCAGCAGGUGCUGCAGGAGGUGCUGAGGCUGAUAGGGAAUCAGGGGGGGAAAGAGGGCUCAGUGUUGGUGGUGUGAGUGAAGGGGUGGGUGAGCAAGAGGAGGAGGUGAGGGAAAGGCAGGGGCGGCUGAUGGGUGUGCUGGUGAGGCUCAUGGAAGCAGGGGCGAAGGGAAGGAUAGCAGUGAACGGAGGAGGGGAGGAGCAGGGCGAUGAGGAAGCCGCGGAGGAAGAGGGAGGAGGCAGUGGAGUGGAAAGGGAGGGUCAGAGAGAGCAGCAGCAGCGGUGGCGGCAGCUGCAGCAGCUGGCAGUAGAGGUCUUGGAGCAUAUAUCGGACCUGUGGGUUCUCUUCUCGCCUCAUAAGCUCGCUCACUCGCUCCUACACCCACUCUCUGUUACAGUCACACCUGCCAGCGUCAACGCCUACUGGGCGGCAUUCAGUCGUCUGCUUCCCCCUUGCUCAGCAGAGAGGGGACAGAGCACACAGGAGAGGCAGCAAGAGAGGGUGUCGGAAAGAGGGGAAGAGAGAGUGGUGGCGGCAGCAGCCAAGCUGGUGCUGUGCGGUGCUGUGGACCCUGAGCUGCUGGCGCCUGCUGUGCUCUCACGGCUUGUGGUGGUGGGGAGGGGCGAGAAGACAGAUGAUGGGGGUGAGGAGGGGGAGGAGGGGGAGGAUGAGGAGAGGGAGGAGGGGGUGGCACGGCUGUUUUUGUCUCAUCUGCAGCAGAGGAAGAAGCGGGCGGCAAGUGAGGGAGGGAAAUUUGAGCUGUGGCGGAUUUUCCUUCAGGCACUGAAAAUGACCUUUAUUCCCACUCUCCCACUCAUCUCCAACCACUCGCACACAGAGGAUGACGUGGCACCAUCUCAUUCGCCAAGCCCAGCAUCUGUAGGACGCUGUGCCAGCCUGGCAGCCCGGCUGGCAGCUGUAGCAGCCGCCCCGCAGUUCUCUGCGCAGCGAUUGGUCGAGCAGCGGGCGGCAAUUCGGCAGCUGGUGCAGGAAGGGGUGGCAUUCGCCUUUGAGUCGUUGCCCGACCGGCUGGCGUUUCUCGAAUGCGCGCUUCUACCGUUUUCUGCGAAGCUUCUUGGAAAUGACGCCCGAAGCAUUCUCAAUGCAUUAGAGGAGAGGGUGUCAGCCGUGGAUGAAGAUGUGGCUGAUGACGUGGCAUCAUCUGAGCCGUUGAUGGCCUUCACGUCUGUUCUGACGGAGAGAGCAGCGACAGCACCGCCACCUGCAUCUGCUGCAGCUACAGUUAAGGAAAGCGUGGCUGAUGGACCGGCAGGCAGGGCAGCACCUGGUGCUGCAGAUGAUGCUUCAGGUGCUGUGUCAGAUGAGGCAGGAGGUGGAGCAGAAGCAGACAGAGACAUUCACAGGGAGGGCGUUGACGAGGGGAGAGGGGGGGUGGGAGGGAGCGGAGAGGGCAGGAGACGGACACGUCAUGGUGGUGGUGUGGAUGAGACUGCAUCUGCUGUCAAGCGCAAAAAACUCUCCUUCUCUUCUGCUGCUGCUGCUGGUGGUGCUGUUGGUCCUGAUGCUGUUGGCGCUGAUGCUGGUGGUGCUGCUGGGGCUGCUGGCGGUUUGGAAGAGGAGGAAUCUGAAGAAAGUGCUGGGGAGGAAGGUGAGGGAGAGGAAGAGGAGGGAGGGGUGAAUGAGUCAGGGGGAGAAGAGGAAGGGGAGGUUGGAGAGGAAGGGUCAGCGGUGGGGAGGGAGGAUGGUUCAGGGCCAGGGUUGAGUCAGCCAGUAGGAGGCCCCGUGUUGGUGGCUGAGCCACUGGGAGGCGAGAGGAAGUAUGUGAGGAAGAAGAGGAGGGGUUCAGCGGUGGACGGGGGGAAAGAGGAGAGGAGAAUGAAGAGGAGGGAAGAGAGGGGUGGUGAUGGGUCGGAGGAGCGAGCCGAUGUUGGAGGUGGAGAAGGGGGUAGAGAGGUGGAAGGUGGUGGGCAGGAGUGGGAGGCGAUAGGGGAAGAAGUGGACACAGAUACGCAAGGCAGAACUCCUGAUGCGACUCAAGAUGAAACGCAAGUGGAAGAGAGUACCCAAGAUGCCUCUCAAGAUGAAAUGCGGGUGGAAGAGAGUACCCAAGAUGCGACUCAAGAUGAACCGCGAGUGGAGGAGAGCACCCAAGAUGCGACUCAAGACGAAACUCAAGGGGCUGUGCAAGGGAAUGAAGCAGGAGAGGAUGGGAGGGAGAUGGGAGGGAGGAGUGCAGGGGGCACUGAGGAGCAAUUGCCUUCCUCUUUUGAGGCUACAGAGGAGGAGCUUCCUUCCUAA
Molecule: messenger RNA, 12177 nt
Organism: Closterium sp. NIES-65
Lineage: Eukaryota; Viridiplantae; Streptophyta; Zygnematophyceae; Desmidiales; Closteriaceae
Source: the annotation of a GenBank genome assembly